Messenger RNA from Annulohypoxylon maeteangense, 1334 nucleotides. RefSeq lists its product as uncharacterized. NCBI's taxonomy places the organism in Eukaryota, Fungi, Ascomycota, Sordariomycetes, Xylariales, Hypoxylaceae. The record is from RefSeq and is a predicted model, not a curated record. Gene Ontology annotation, molecular function: protein-lysine N-methyltransferase activity. The transcript is spliced from 2 exons. Gene Ontology annotation, biological process: peptidyl-lysine dimethylation. The coding region runs from base 397 to 1176 and encodes 259 amino acids.
CAGGAGACGUCUAACCUAACUCUAUCUAAAACACUAUGUAAUGCGACCACAGCUUUCUCUGGCUGAGCAUGUUGCGGCACGGCGCAGCGCUCUAGUGGCGAAGCACAACCCUCUUGUACCUAAGCACGGGAACUGGCUAAGCGAAUGGACUCUGCUCUAAGACGCUGACGGACCAAUUCAUUGAAUCACUUGCAGAAACUCCGCAGAAACUUAAUGCAUGUACUAAUGGAUGAGCUAUGAAAUAAUACAGUGUUUAAUACCGUGUCUGUGCGUAAGUACGCACUAUGUGGGUAUCUGUAUUGAAUUUUGAGGAAGAGACGAAGUAUUUUCGUAGCGCCAAAAUCUUCAACAAAAACUUCUAAUUCACCAAGAAUUCUUAUCAGCUAAUCCAACUCGAUGGAACCCGAAACGGCAGGGUUCUUUCAAGAACCGGAUGAUUAUUAUCCCCCGUCGCCGCCACCGACCUUCCAGGUCUACACGACACAAUCUGGAAAAACCAUCACGCUUCAUCUGGUGGGGCACAGCCCUUUAGAAGCUCAUCAUCUAUGGAACGGUAGUCGCAUCAUCUCUAAGUACUUCGAGACACAUGUAUCCGAGGUCAAAGACCGGACCGUCCUUGAGCUCGGAGCCGGUGCCGGUCUUCCCAGCAUCGUAUGUGCUAUCUUGGGGGCCGAAAAAGUCGUAGUCACGGACUUUCCCGAUCCGGAUUUGGUUGCGAAUAUGAAGAAAAACAUUCUUGGGUGCGACCUCAUACCGGCUAUAGACGGUGAUGCCGAGAACUCACCAAUAGUUGCCGAUGGGCACGUGUGGGGGGCUGAUCCGACUCAUCUACUCGCGCAUCUCGAGUCUACCAAGAGCGACAAGUUUGACGUCCUUAUCUUGGCCGACCUACUAUUUAGGCAUUCAGAGCAUAGAAAUAUGAUCUCUUCCAUCGAAGCCACGAUGAGCCGAAAGAAGACGAGCACUGCCUUUGUAUGCUUCACGAGUUACCGCCCGUGGUUGCAGCACAAGGACCUAGCCUUCUUUGAUAUCGCACGGGAGAAGGGAUUCAUAGUUGAGAAAAUCUUGGAAGAGAAGAUGGACAAGGCUAUGUUCGAGAAUGACCCGGGCGAUGAAGAAGUUCGAAAGACUGUCACUUGUUUCACAUUGCGUUGGCCUGAUGAGAAGUGCACAUAGGCAGAUAGGGUGCACUGCGGCUAAGUCUACCUAUCACUAGUUACCUAGACUAGUACUUUCCCCGAGAGACUCUUCAAAUCUCCCCGGAUCGUAUCCAAUGGCUAGAGGCGAUGGUCCGCGCCCAUUGUGCACUUCUUUACCUACCAGCCUACCUGCCU